AAGUUACUUUGCUUAAAAAACAGCUAAGUUUAUCCGAUCCUCUGAAUUUGCUGUUUUAUUUGUAAAUGUCUCAGUAAAUACAGACAGAAACAGAACAUGUCCUAAGAAAACACAUUAUUACAGCUAAAAUUGAAACAAACCUCUGCUUUUACUACGACGGAUAACCCGGAAGUCGUUGCGUGACGUAAGCCAUGAGCACAGUUAGCUAGCUUCUGAGCUAGUUGACGAGUUGUUGUUUUCAGGGAUUGUCUUUAGUUAUUAAUCUGCCUAUCAGCGAAUAUUUCUGAGUAGGUCUGAGUCGAUAUUGGCCAUGGACGACGAAAGCUACCCAAAAACCCUGUAUGUGGGAAACCUGUCCAGGGAUGUUACAGAGAUCCUGAUUUUACAGCUCUUCACCCAGAUAGGACCCUGCAAAAGCUGCAAGAUGAUCACAGAGCACACAAGCAAUGACCCAUAUUGCUUUGUGGAGUUCUACGAGCGCAGAGAUGCAGCUGCAGCCCUGGCAGCCAUGAAUGGCAGGAAGAUACUAGGAAAGGAAGUCAAAGUCAACUGGGCAACCACCCCUAGUAGCCAGAAGAAAGACACCUCCAAUCACUAUCAUGUUUUUGUGGGUGAUUUGAAUCCAGAGAUUACUACUGAUGAUGUCAGGGCUGCAUUUUCACCUUUCGGGGCAAUCUCAGAUGCUCGUGUCGUGAAGGACAUUACAACUGGCAAAUCAAAAGGGUAUGGAUUUGUGUCCUUCUACAACAAACUGGAUGCAGAAAAUGCGAUCUCUCACAUGGCGGGUCAGUGGCUCGGAGGGCGGCAGAUCAGGACAAACUGGGCGACGCGUAAACCUCCGGCCCCAAAAAGUUCUCAGGACAACGGCUCAAAGCAGCUGAGGUUUGAUGACGUGGUGAAUCAGUCGAGUCCACAGAACUGCACGGUGUACUGCGGCGGGAUCCAGUCGGGUCUCACAGAACAUCUGAUACGACAGACAUUUUCACCAUUUGGUCAAAUCAUGGAGGUCAGGGUAUUUCCAGAGAAAGGAUAUUCCUUCAUCAGGUUCUCCACCCAUGACAGCGCUGCGCACGCCAUCGUCUCUGUAAACGGGACAGUCAUUGAGGGACAGAUGGUGAAGUGCUACUGGGGCAAAGAGUCUCCUGACAUGGCAAAAAGCUCGCAGCAGGUGGAUUACAGCCAGUGGGGCCAGUGGAGCCAGGUGUACGGAGACCCGCAGCAGCAGCAACAGCAGCAGCAGCAGCAGCAGCAGCAGCAGCAGCAGCAGUACGGCCAGUACAUGGCCAACGGCUGGCAGGUUCCCUCCUACAACAUGUACGGACAGACAUGGAGCCAGCAGGGAUACGGAGCCGAGCAGUCCCAGUCGACAGCCUGGAUGGGCGGCUACGCCUCGGCCCCGACGCCUCCCGACACCGUCGUUUCCAACGUGGGGAAUUUCAACAUGGCCGGCUACCAGAUGCAGUGAGAUGUUUCCGACCCGAACACGCCACCAAGGGAAAAAACAGAAACAAAACGGCACUUUUCUUCUGGACAGAAACGAGAGAACAGGAGUCGUAUUUAUACAGAGUUUGGUCGUUAACAACCGGUUUUAUAAAUCACUCUCCUCCUGACUCAGAUUUUGUUAAUAUGGUGAUUAUUUACAAUUUUGAUGUUUUAGAAAAGGAAAACCAAAGCAGCUAACCUGGCCUGAAUAUCGAAGGAUAAACCAAAAGUUUAAACAUUUGAAAUCCAAACAGAAAAACUUCUUAUAGUCACUAAUUUUGCUGUUUUUAAAUCCAAAACUUGACAUUUCAAAACACUUUGGGAAUGUGUUGAAUUUAGCAGCAUGAAUGUUAAAUUAUCCUCCCUCCCAGCCCGGAAAUGUUUUUAGAAAUAUAUUUUAGUGGAUUUACUAAUAGGGAUGUUUUUCUAAAACAGAACAAACUUUAGAUUUUCCUUUUCAUGCCGGGUUUUGACGCAGUUUUGCAUAAAUCAAUCGUUAUUGAAGAUUAUUAUUCGGCUGCUUCGUGUUGCUCUUUAAAAUAUGUCAGAAAUAUAAGUGGGAUUUUUGUUUUCCUGAAUAAAGUUUGUGUACAAAGAAAUCCUAAGAACGCCAUCUUUUUAAAGGAGUUUAUUUUCAUCUUUUGCAGUGGAGGGCUUGUCGUUUCCAGACGUUGAUGGUUUUAUUUUGGAUGAUAAUGCAGCCGAGUUUGAAUUUAUGCUGUUGAGUCUGGAAAAGGCUGCACCUUUAUAGUCCCUGUGUAAAUAACCUUAAAACUUGGUAGCGGUGACCGGCUUUUUGCUCAUUUUGAAGCAGUUUGGUCAGAGGAGCUCUCUCUUUUUAAAUGUUGAUUUCUGGUUGGCAGCAGGAUUUAUUGAAUUUUCAUUGGAUGCUUACAAAUUUUAGCAAGAUUUAUUUAUUUUUGUUCUUUUAAAACAUUUUCAUUUCUAGUCAAAUUACAAUAAGACAAUUACUUGAAUCCUGCUGUUUUGGGUUUUACUUGUGCUUUUCUGCAUGGUGUGUCAGAAUUUAAAAGGCAUAUAUCAGCAUUUUCACCAGGAAGAUUAAUUAAUUUACAUUAUAAAAAUUUAGAUUUAUCAGCUCUUUCUGUAAUUCACCACAAAAACAAAAUAUAGACCACAAAUUUUUGCCAGCUGAUGUGAUUCUAACUAGAAUAAAUGUACAGUGAUUGUGCAAGCCUCACUUUUUCCACAUAAAAUGUCCAUCUUUUACUACGAUGUGUUGUGACACGCCAGUCAAACUCUAGAAGUUUAUCUCCAGGUUUGUUAUUUGUAAACCAAGUUCUUUAGACCUAAAAGUGCUGGAUAAGAGGAAUAAAUACUGAUUUGCAGUCCAACUCAUUUGUUUGGUUUUGAUGCUCAACGUUGAAGCUAAUUAUCAGGGCUAAACAUGCAUGAGGAACUUUUGGGGAUUUAAUUCGACCUGCAGAAAUCAGUAAACAUUUUGUGGACAAAUAACAGCUGGAAAAAGAAAAAAGGUAUUUAAUUUCUGGGUAAACUUUAUGCUCACAAACAACCAUGUCCACCUUAGCGGCGAUCCGUCUUAUCCGGGUUAUAAACUCUGUUGUGUCCUCUUACUUUAUUCCUUUAAUUUAUUUCAUAAUACUGAAAAUAAAACACAUCCAUUCAACAUGUUCCUCUUUUUAAACCAAACAGUUUCUCCAGUAAAAACAUAAAAACUGAAUAUCACAGCUUCUAUAUAUGGUAUUCAUUUCCUGUUUAAGAGCAGUGUGGUUACCAAGGUAUUUUUAUUGACAAAAAUCCUUUUAAAAAUGUACUGGAGCGUUCUUGUUUUCAUUUUUUGUAGAUUGAACCUCUGCUGUAUGAUAUGUGCCCUUUAAAAAGCUAAUUUCUGUGCUGAACGAAAUGUUUUGGUUCUUUUCAGUUCUGAAGUGUUCAAGGAAUCGUAAACCUUUAUAAAAUGUACAUAAUGUUGAUUAACACCCUCUAGAAGAAUAUUCUUUUUGAAUAUUUUAGCAGCAUAAUUUAUGAAUACGCCUUAAUUGAUUUGUUAAUAAAGUUAAACGGCCGAUUUGUUUUGAAAACGUUGAAUUUUUCCUCGUAUUUAUGUGUGUGCCAUUUCCUGUGUGCAGCACAGCGGCUGAGCUGCUCCAACGAAUCGCUUCGGACGUGAAUGUAAUUAUUUUUUGGAGCUGUUGAAGUUAGCAGAAAAGAAAACUCAGUCACUUCCAAUAAAGGAGCAUUUGUA
Molecule: messenger RNA, 3709 nt
Organism: Xiphophorus hellerii (green swordtail)
Lineage: Eukaryota; Metazoa; Chordata; Actinopteri; Cyprinodontiformes; Poeciliidae
Gene: tial1
Product: TIA1 cytotoxic granule-associated RNA binding protein-like 1
Exons: 12
Coding region: 311-1465 (384 amino acids)
Molecular function (GO): RNA binding
Source: RefSeq, a predicted model, not a curated record